AUUUAUUGAUCGUUUGCGAAGUUGCGAGCACUUGCGAGUUCAUCCUUUUUGAAAUUGAUCGUAAUUUUAAAUCAAAUUAAACAAUGAAUAUUCCCUUCCCAGUACUGUAUCCUCGUUUAGUCGAUUCUAAGUGGUUCACUGCGGACAACCCUGUUGAUGAGGACGCGGAAUUAACAGCUUUGGAACAACAAAACCAAAAUCGGUUAAAUUCCGUUGGCCAACGAUACAUGAAAAAACCUCCACUUGGAAAACCUGAACCCGAACCAAUGGAAGAAGCGGAUACUGACGAGGAAGAAGGAAAUGAAGAAUCAGAUGAAUCUGAGGAAUCUCAUGAUGAAGACGAAGAUGUAGAAUUGAGAACUACUUAUUCACCGCCCAGGAAUAACAAUGAAACGGAACCGGACAGGGACAGCCUUGAUUAUUUAAACGACACUCUAGUGUUGAACACGUCUUCCGACAGGGACAGCCUUGAUUAUUUAAACGACACGCUAGUGUUGAACACGUCUUCCGACAUAAGUAUUGAAUACUAAAAACAUACUUAUUUCAUUUCAACCAAGCAAGACCCCCGCUGGUUGAUAGUUGGGCCUGGUUUUAAGUUGUAUUAAUCGGCCCAAACUAAAUCGGUGUAAUCUUUCAUAAAUCUCCAUACUGAUCAACUAAAAGUCUGUGGUGUGCGCCCAGGCUAAGGCUUAAGUUAUUGUUAUUAGGUAUAAAUAUUUUAAUCAUUGUUAUUAUAGAUUAGGUUAUGGCUUUUGCUUAUACCAUCUGAAAGAGGAAUAGUAAAUCACUCCAUCAAAAUAAUAAAUAUAUUUACACUGUGAUGGAUUACUUAAAAUCAUGAUCAUUAUAGAUCAGGUAGGACAAACAAGCAAAUGCUAAACGUUAUUUUUUAGAUGUUCUAUUUAUUUGCUAGGCACUUUACUAUACUUACCUACCACUGUACUUAGCACAAUUU
Ostrinia furnacalis (Asian corn borer) is the source of this 955-nucleotide messenger RNA. Its product is annotated as anaphase-promoting complex subunit 15-like. Bases 84 to 530 code for a protein of 148 amino acids. Gene Ontology annotation, biological process: regulation of mitotic cell cycle spindle assembly checkpoint. The record is from RefSeq and is a predicted model, not a curated record. Lineage: Eukaryota; Metazoa; Arthropoda; Insecta; Lepidoptera; Crambidae. The transcript has 3 exons. Gene Ontology annotation, cellular component: anaphase-promoting complex.